Messenger RNA from Periophthalmus magnuspinnatus, 4944 nucleotides. RefSeq names its product eukaryotic translation initiation factor 4, gamma 2b (gene eif4g2b). The transcript is spliced from 21 exons. Bases 887 to 2986 code for a protein of 699 amino acids. The record is from RefSeq and is a predicted model, not a curated record. Gene Ontology annotation, cellular component: eukaryotic translation initiation factor 4F complex. Gene Ontology annotation, molecular function: translation initiation factor activity; protein binding; mRNA binding. Lineage: Eukaryota; Metazoa; Chordata; Actinopteri; Gobiiformes; Gobiidae.
UGCGAACCAGCGACAUCUCUGUCCCGAGCUCCAGCAGCAGCGUCUGUCCGCUAGUGCAAACACGCCAAACGGGACAAAUCUGGACAAUAAUCCGCCUCAUUCACUGCAUAUAGCUCACCCGAUACCCCCAACCAAACCAUCAACUCCAUUCUUUCUUCUCCAUUUCUCCCUUGGUGGUCAAAAAACAACCUAAAACUGAAGUAGCUUUGGUGAAGAGCCGUUUUCCCCAUCCCUCCCUAUUACUCUUAUUCUUUUAGGGAUUCUUCGUUGUCAAGCCGCCAAAGUGGAGAGUGUGAUUGCAGAAGGGGGUGCUUCUCGUUUCAGUGCUUCUUCGGGGGGAGGAGGUGGUAGGGGUGCACCUCAGCACUAUCCCAAGACUGUCGGCAACAGCGAGUUCCUGGGGAAAACCCCAGGGCAAAGCGUUCAGAGAUGGGUUCCUUCACGAAGCACUAGACGAGAUGUCAACUCCAGCAACGAGAAAGAGAGACACGAUGCAAUCUUCAGGAAAGUGAGGGGCAUACUCAACAAACUCACGCCGGAGAAGUUUGACAAGCUAUGCCUUGAGCUGCUGAACGUGGGCGUAGACUCAAAACUCGUCCUUAAAGGAAUCAUCUUGCUGAUUGUAGACAAAGCCUUAGAAGAGCCCAAGUACAGCUCCCUGUAUGCUCAGCUAUGUCUGCGUUUGGCCGAGGACGCACCAAACUUUGACGGCCCUUCACCUGAGAUCCAAACAUCCCAAAAGCAGAGCACAACCUUCAGAAGACUGCUGAUUUCCAAGCUUCAAGAUGAAUUUGAAAACCGCACCAGAAAUGUUGAAAUCUACGACAAACAUGACAACCCCCUCACGUCGGAGGAGGAGGAGCAGCGUGCCAUCGCUAAGAUCAAGAUGCUCGGAAACAUCAAAUUCAUCGGGGAACUCGGCAAACUUGACCUCAUCCACGAGUCUAUCCUUCAUAAGUGCAUCAAAACACUUCUGGAAAAGAAGAAGAGAGUCCAGCUCAAAGACAUGGGCGAGGACCUGGAGUGCCUCUGUCAGAUAAUGAGAACCGUGGGGCCCAGACUCGACCAUGAGAAAGCCAAGUCUCUUAUGGAUCAGUACUUUGGCCGGAUGCGCUCCCUGAUGAACAACAAAGAGCUGCCGGCGCGUAUUCGCUUUCUGCUGCAGGACACGGUGGAGCUGAGGGAGAACGCCUGGGUCCCACGGAAGGCCUUUCUGGACAACGGGCCCAAGACCAUCACACAGAUACGCCAGGACGCUGUCAAAGAUUUGGGCGUGUUCAUUCCCGCUCCCAUGUCUCAGGGCCUGAGGAUGGACUUCUUCCUGGAGAGUCCCUUUAUGCCCAACCGCCUCAAACUGGACCGGGAGACUCUGGGCGGGCUGGCCGACAUGUUCGGACAGAUGCCAGGCAGUGGGAUAGGCACCGGCCCGGGGGUGAUCCAGGACCGAUACUCCCCGACUAUGGGACGUCACCGCACCAACCCUCUGUUCAAUGGUCACAGCAUGGUCCCUCCUCCACAGAACCAGUAUGAGCUGAGCAACAAGUCCUUCACUAAGACCAACCAGGUCCAGAACCAGCAUUUUCUGAACCAGAACCAGAACCACCUGGCCCAGCAACAGGUUCAGACCAAAGACCUGCCCCCACGAUUCAGCAAGAAGGGCUCGCUCAACGCAGACGAGAUCAGCCUGAGACCAGCACAGUCGUUCCUGCUCAACAAGAACCAGGUGCCCAAGCUCCAGCCGCAGAUCCCAAACAUGAUGCCCCCUAGUGCCCAACCGCCGCGCACACAGACCCCUCCUCUGGGGCAGCCUCCACAGCUGGGACUGAAGACCAACCCUCCACCGAUUCAGGAGAAACCUCCGAAAACCAGCAAGAAGCCUCCUCCAGCGAGAGAAGAGCUCAUCAAGAUGACCGAGGCGAUAGUGACGGAGUACCUGAACAGUAAGAACCUGUCUGAAGCCGUGUGCGCGCUCAGAGACAUGAAGGCUCCGAAACACUUCCUGCCUGAGCUCCUGUGUAAAGUCCUGCUCUGCUCCCUGGACCGACCUGACCCGGACAAAGAGCACGCCAGCACCCUGAUCCACAGUCUGAGGGCCGAGGGCGUCGUGUCCUCGGAGAACUUCAUGCAGGCGUUCCUGAGCGUCCUGGACCAGUGCCCAAAGAUCGAGCAGGACAUUCCUCUGGUGAAGUCGUACUUGGCUCAGUUCGCGGCUCGUGCCAUCAUCGCAGAGCUGGUUAGCGUUGCGGAGCUAGCUCAUCCUCUGGAGAACGGGACGCACUUCCCUCUGUUUCUGCUCUGCCUUCAACAAACAGCCAAACUCAAAGACAAAGAGUGGCUCACUGAUCUGUUCACCCAGAGCAAGGUCAACAUGCAGAAGAUGCUCCCAGAAAUCGACCAGAAUAAGGACCGCAUGUUGGAGAUCCUGGAGGGUAAAGGCCUGAGCUUCCUGUUUCCACUGCUGAAGCUGGAGAAGGAGCUCCUGAAGCAGAUCACAGCCGACCCUUCGCCUCAGUCCAUCUACAAGUGGAUCAAAGACAACAUUUCACCCAAACUGCACACGGACAAGGGCUUCGUCAACAUACUCAUGACCAGUUUCCUGCAGUACAUCUGUCAGGAGCUGGGCGUGUCCGAUGGCGAUGAGCAGAGCCCUCCUUCCAAAGAGCAGCUGGAGCAGGAGAAACUGCUGCUCUUGUCCUUCAAACCUGUGAUGCAGAAGUUCCUCCACGACCACACGGAGCUGCAGGUCAGCGCCCUGUACGCUCUGCAGGUGCACUGCAACACGCAGGGCUUCCCCAAAGGAAUGCUGCUGCGAUACUUUGUGCACUUCUACGACAUGGAGAUCAUUGAGGAGGAGGCUUUUCUGGCCUGGAAAGAAGACAUCACUCAGGAGUUCCCCGGGAAAGGGAAGGCGCUGUUCCAGGUGAACCAGUGGCUGACUUGGCUUGAGACCGCGGAGGAGGAGGAGUCAGAGGACGACGGCGACUGAAAACACGACCACAGAAGAAGAAACUCAUCAUGGAGGAUGUGACGCGGAUCCAGCAGAGAUCCACCUUCUAUUAUUCUACUAUUACUACAACAGCACUCUGCGCCUUUAUCGCCCUACCUUUUCCGUUUAUUAAACUCUUCUUUUGUGCUUAACCACUAUGCGCUGCAUACAAACCAAUAGUGCUUCGUAUUCGACGGUAGAUUUCAUGAAUUUAAAAGUGGCUCAGAUAAAUGUGUGGGUUUUUUGUUCUGUUUUUUGUAAAAGCAUGCAUUUCUUUUCAAAUAUUACUUUUUUUUACUUAUUCAAAGCCCUCCCUAUGACCUAUGACCGUUAAAAUGACAUUGCUAACUCUUAUCUCUAGAAUUACGUGAUCUUUGCAUGGGCCAAUUAAUUUAGUAUUUUCAAAUUGGCCAGAUUUAAAUAAAAAAGUAAGUUUCCCAAUUUUCUUGCAAAUGUUAAGACUGUUGAAAAUGAUGGACUAAUGGAAUUUGUUGGUGAAAAAGUUAGACAUUGACAGCUAACUUUACAUUGCUGUAUUGUUAAAGUGUAGGCAUCUUUGCUAACUACAUUCACAACACAUCUGCUACCCGGUGUGCUCUGUUUUGCAUAUUCAGGUUUUUUUUAAGUCAGAUGCCCUACCCAAUGCAACCAUCUGCAUCUUAUCCACAUUUAGGACUAGCUUCUGACUACCCUCAAAUGGCAAUGUCUUCAUAAAUAUUAGCAUAUUAGUAAAAGUUAGCUUCAAAGUUGCUAAUACUAAUUGGUUGGGACAUUCAAAGGUUUGAUAUGAAAUAUAACAACGCAGUAUUUGUAAAUUUCACACUGGAUGUAGAAAACUUUGUAAUUGAGAUUUGCAUAUUAAUUAAAAUUCAAAUGUGCGGUGAACUACACAAAACAUAAUGAAAUUGUAUCUAAUUGUCUUGAUGUUUUCAUUCAAGAAGGCGUCAACAAACACUGGCGCUUUUCAAUGAUACUUGAAAGUUGAUAAAUAAAUGCAGUGCAGUUUUAAUUUGAUUAGAUUUUAAUUGGAGCUUUGAGUUUUGACCCUCUCGGGCUACUACUACUACUACUACUACAGCAUUACCUUUAAGACAUUGGAGAACUUGUACUUGGAAAUGCAAAGUUUUUGAGUGACUACUUUCACCAUUAAUAUUACUACUACAGUAAGCUUUUAGUGAUAGUAAGUAAUUGGAAAUUUUUAAAUAUCAAAUUUUCUUAAACUUACAAACUGAGGUACUUGUAUUUGGGAGUUUUUAGUUACUACUACUACUACAACUACAGUAAGCGUUCAGUGCUUCAGAAAUUCAAGAGUUUCAACAGUAUUUGGCUAUUCAAAAGUAACUUAAUAAUUUGAUAAACUUCUAAAUGGAAAAAUUUGUAGUUUCUUGGUUACUACUACUAUAACUAUACAUCAGUGAACACACUCCAUUGGUCCACUAUUUAAACAGUCUCUGAUCCAGAAUGCCUUUUCCUAAUUGAAACUAAAGUUAUAUCGUUCUUUAAUAUCUUGAAUAAAAUUAUGGAUAUAUUCUGAGUAUCCAUAAUUCAAUUCAGUUCAGUGUCGUCUCUACGUGGCUACGAUUUCAGUCUGUAUUGAACCUGUAAACGAUGAUGGUUUUUGCUAACGCCUGUGUUCCUACCUCUUAGAUAGAUGGGCUUUUUUGUUUUUGAUGUUUUUGUGUGCUUGGAUAAUAAGAAAAAACAAACAAACGUAUGAAUUAAUGAAAUAAACGAUCCCAUUUGUGAGAGAAACUGCAAAGAGACGUGAUUUUAAGAAUGUCCAAAAUGUGUUGGGCUGGAGAAUCUUGAAAGGCUAAAUUUUAAAGUCUAAAGAGAAUGAGGUUUUGUCCUAAAAUGGUUGUAGAGCCGGAGGAGAUCCUGAAUUCUUAUGUAAUGUAUAUUCAUGAUUACUGUGCACCUGUUGCUUUAAUAUCAAUAAAAGUCCAUGAGCACCAAAA